AUGGAUACUACUGUGCUAGAUACAUUAGAAAAGCUGACGAAGAUAGAUACAUUUGAAGGCUUUGUGAUAUCCUUUAUGUCGGAUAUAUGUGGAUCUGGAACAAAGAAGGUGCAGGUUAUCUUUAAUUACAAAGACAAGAACCACUUAAUCAACAAAGAUAUCAGAUGCAAGAGCAGCCUUUUUUCCCCACUGUAUACUCUGAUCAUUCAUUCAGAUGGUACUUAUGAAGUAAAGAUUGAUAACCAAAAAAAAAAAAUGGAAUCUGGUCAUCUAGAAGAAGACUGGGAAAUCUGACCUCCCAAAAAGAUAAAGGAUCCUGAUGCAAAGAACUCUGAAGACUGGGAUGAACGGAAAAUGAUUGAGGAUCUUGAAGAGAAGAAACCAGCAGACUGGGACCAGCUAGAACACUUUCCUGACUCAGAUGUCAAGAAGCCAGAUGACUGGGAUGAAAAGAUGGAUGGGGAAUGGGAACCACUGAUGAUGUCAAACCUGGAUUAUAAAGAAGCAGAAAAGAAAAUGAAAGAAGUACAGGAAGACUAG
Terrapene triunguis (Three-toed box turtle) is the source of this 540-nucleotide messenger RNA. Its product is annotated as calreticulin-like. Gene Ontology annotation, cellular component: endoplasmic reticulum membrane; endoplasmic reticulum. NCBI's taxonomy places the organism in Eukaryota, Metazoa, Chordata, Testudines, Emydidae. Gene Ontology annotation, molecular function: calcium ion binding. The record is from RefSeq and is a predicted model, not a curated record. Gene Ontology annotation, biological process: protein folding.